Molecule: messenger RNA, 1746 nt
Organism: Penicillium riverlandense
Lineage: Eukaryota; Fungi; Ascomycota; Eurotiomycetes; Eurotiales; Aspergillaceae
Product: putative MFS transporter
Exons: 2
Coding region: 1-1746 (581 amino acids)
Biological process (GO): transmembrane transport
Molecular function (GO): transmembrane transporter activity
Source: RefSeq, a predicted model, not a curated record
AUGAGCCACGCACAAGAUCCAGCAGUCAGGACUGAUGGCCCAGGGGAGAGUGUAACACGACGCAGCGAGGACGAGCAUACCGACAAGAAACAACCAAGCACCGAGACGCCAGAUACAAUCACCCAUAUCAACAACAACCCUGCCAUCAUGACGGACCAACCGGCGGAUGCAGCAGCAGCAGGAGCAUGCAGAGUCUCAGACCCGUCAGCAGAAGAAGCACAAAAGGAGACCAUCCCGACACCAGCAAGAGACCAACAAGACGAGCCACACUCAGCCUUCAGCAAACACGAAAAGCGCUUCAUAGUGGUGAUGGUAACACUGGCUUCAUUCUUCUCCCCACUAUCAGGACAGAUCUACUACCCGGUGAUGCCGACGCUGGUAGAAAACUACCACCUUACGACCGCGCUGGUCAACCUCACCAUCACGACGUACAUGAUCCUGCAGGGCCUGGCGCCUAGUUUCAUGGGCACGUUCGCCGACACCGGCGGGCGGCGCCCGGCGUAUAUCCUCGCGUUCACGGUGUACACGGCUGCGAACAUUGGGCUCGCGCUGCAAGACAGCUUCGCGGCGCUGUUGGUGCUGCGCUGCGUGCAGAGCGCCGGCAGUAGUGGGACUGUGUCCUUUGGGUAUGGCGUUAUCGCCGACAUUGCCACGCCUGCUGAGCGCGGCACAUACAUUGGUCCCAUGGCGGCGGGGGUUAUGGUUGCUCCUGCAUUGGGGCCUGUGAUCGGUGGGCUGCUGGCGAAGUUUUUGGGGUGGCGCAGUGUCUUCUGGUUCCUGGUUAUCAUCAGUGGAGGGUAUCUGGUUCUCUUUAUAAUGACCAUGCCAGAGACAGCGCGCAAGAUUGUUGGAAAUGGCAGCGUCCCGCCGCGAGAGUGGUGGCGCAUGUCGUUGCUUCAGUACCUGGCUGCGCGACGACGAAACAAAAAAGACGAUGACAAGGGCGAGGGAGAAAACAAUGGCUCCGACGCGCCACAGCAACACCGGUCCACGCGAAUCUCGUUCCCGAACCCACUGAACUCCUUCGUCAUCUUGCUGGAGAAAGAUGCCAUCAUCAUCAUCUCGUACAUUGGACUAGUCAUGUUCUCAAACAUAGCACUGUUGACAUCUGUACCGAACCUGUUCGGCGGAUUAUAUGGAUUCAACGAGCUGCAGAUCGGCCUAUGCUUCAUCCCUCUAGGCAUCAGUGCCUGCAUCGGCGCCAUGGUAAACGGCAAGCUAGUCGACUACAACUACCGCCGGGUAGCACGCAAGCUCAACUUCCCCGUAGACAGGAAAAAGGGCGACGACCUACGCGCAUUCCCGAUCGAGCGCACGCGGCUCCAAACCGUCUUCCCGCUGAUGGCGCUCGGGAUUGCGGCCUACCUGCCAUACGGCUGGGUGCUGGAGCAGCGAGCUCCGCUAGCGGCGCCACUAAUUCUGCAGUUCAUCAUUGGGCUGUGUUUCAUUUCUUCGCUGAAUACGCUCAACACGUUGCUGGUGGAUCUCUUCUCGGACAGGGCGUCCACGGCGGCGGCAGCAUGCAAUCUGGUGCGGUGCUGGCUUGGAGCUGUCGGUGCGGCGGUGAUCGAUCAGAUGUUGAUGGGGAUGGGCUGGGGGUGGUGUUUUGGGUUUUUGGGGCUGUUGAUGGCAACGGCUUUGGCGUUGCUUUGGUUGGAGAAUGAGCGUGGGAUGCAUUGGCGGGAAGAGAGGCUGGCCAAGGCUGAAAAGAGGAAGAAUCAGAAGGAUGGGACUGUGCAAGUGUAG